AUGGAUAAAAUAAUAUUCAAACUAAGUAAACUAGAAACCCUAUGGGAAGAGUUUCGACGUGCAAACGAGGGUGACGACUAUGGAAAUCAGUCCGAGUGGGCAAAGAAGCAGCUGGAGGGAGUCGAACGUGAGCUUGAAGCCACACUCAGAGAAGCUUCGAUGUGGAAAGAGCGGCUCAGAGCGGAAAUAGAAGAUUUAUUGCUCAAAAUACACGAGAUGUUUCAUCUCUUCGGCCGCCAAGCAGAAAACACUGUAUUGGAAGCAGCAGGUUUACCGAUUGCAUUCAAUGCCAAGACAAGGGAUAGACUACAAUCUCUCCAUGACAGUUUGUCUGAGGAAAUAAAUGUUACACGGAAUAAUUUGAAAGUGUGGAUCGAGGGAAUCAAGCAAAUCGUCAAGGAACUAGGAACUACAGAAUUGGAUUUAUCGAUUGAGCUACUGCAAGAAUCUACUGCAAGAAUCAACUUUUUCAUUAACAUUGACAAUCGACCUCUAUUACAGAACUUUGAAAACGAUCUAAGCACUGCAGCAGUCCAACCGAUCUGGUUCAAGUACGAUGCAUUAAAUCGCUUGAUAUCAACUCGCCGUGAUGCGUUUGAAGAUUCUGCUAUAAAGCUUCACUUUUAUUGGACAGCAUUUUCGUACGCUCCUGUCGACGACAUAGAUCACGCUCUCGCAAAGUUAUUCGCGGACAAGCCUUCCUUAAUGGAUGCUCUGAAUAAUAACAGUAAUGCCGACGAACAAGCAAGCGGGACAACGAAUGAGAAAGAUGAUCAAGUGCUAGUAAAGAAUGAUAUUCAAAACGGAGAUAUUUCCGUCACUCCUAAUCACAUCAAUGCCAAUACCGCCAACUCGUAUACACUGCCAGUAACAUCCAAAGCAGCAAUUACCACUCCCUACACACCACCGCCUAUGCUGACAUACACUUAUUACUCCACAUCACUUCCGUCAGGCCUGUUUCUCUCUGACGAACAAUUGGAGGCAUUACAGAACAAAGUUACCUUCUUCGAGCGAGAUUAUGUCGAGAGAAGAGAUAGAAGGGAUGCGAUGGUUAAAACUAUCACUGGUUUGUGGGAGGAAUUGAGUAUACCCGAGGACGAUCGAAGAGUGAUUGUUAGGAAUUCAGUCGAGGAAGAGUAUUUGAACGAGCUGUCUGCAGAGCACGAACGACUUCGUGCAAUUAUGCGAGAGAUCGUUCAAAAGGCGAUCGAAGAAUACACAGCACAGUUGGAAGAUCUCUGGGAUAAAUGUCUUGUUCCGCAGAGCGAGCGAGCCGAGUUUAUUGUUAACUUGCACGAGAUCUCAUCGAGUGAGGAAGUUUACCAUGUCCUUGCGUCGGAAGUUGCCAGAUUGCAAGAACUCUAUGCAAAAUGUGCCGAAAUAUAUCGCCUUAUGCUCGAAAGGAAAUCGCUGAUCGAAAAAAUGAUAGAUUUCGAAAAACAUGCGUCGGAUCCAAAGAGGUUGUUCCAAUCUUCGUUCAGAUUGCUCGAAGAAGAGAAGUGGAGAAAGACCUGUUGGCCCAACUUGGUUAGACUUGAGAAAAGACUCGUCGAUGCUUGUUUGGAGUAUGAGACAAAUGAGAGAAAGCCAUUUAUGCACGAAGGCAAACGAUACCUAGAGGGUCUUGAGGAAGAAAUCAGCGAGCGUGUUGUGAAUAAGAUGUUCUUUGGUUUCGAACAUGGAAAUAAAACACCUGCGCAAGCCCGGUCAAGAAACAUUACUCGUCCGUCUGCCCCAGUAUCUCCAGCAACAUCACGUCCAUCCUCUCCAACUCGUGCCAGCCGUCGUGGCAGUAUGUACAUCGAUGCUAAGGCAGACACGAAUGGUACUAGACCUCAACGAGGAACGUCGCCGAGCGGUCGUCAAAGUAGGAGACCUAGCGUGGCCAUUCCCAACGGCAACGAGACAGGAAAUAAUACACCAUCGCAAAGUCGACGCUCGUCGAUGUAUUUAGAUCCUAACUCGGCGAUCAGGCGGCCUAAACGCAGUAGUAGUGUUUCGUCGAAUUCCUCGACAUCGAGUAUAUCGAGCGUCUCUACACCAACUUCAGUAACGCCGGAUCCUAGAAGUAUAGCUUCGGCCCUUAAGAAAGUCGGAUCAGGUAAUAGUGCGCUGAAGCCAAUAAGAGCGUCAUCUAUACCAGUGAGACCUCACACGCCGGGAAAGGAUGCUAACAAGCCACAGAGGAGGCAGACAGCCAACGUGAAUGGAAGUAGGACUAGGCCAAAGAGUGUAAUAUUAACUGAUUCUGGGAAUGGAUUGAUGGGAAAGAAAUUAAUCAAUACAAAGAGGAUGUCAGUCGUGAGUGAGAGUAAACGGUGA
Paraglomus brasilianum is the source of this 2322-nucleotide messenger RNA. The record is from the annotation of a GenBank genome assembly. Lineage: Eukaryota; Fungi; Glomeromycota; Glomeromycetes; Paraglomerales; Paraglomeraceae.